UUAUGCAGCCAGCGAGACUCGGUAAUAGAGCCAUCAGUGAGUGAGAGGGAGGCAGAGAGAGACGGCUCUCGACGCGGAUCGCUCAGUUUCGUCUCUCGGCUCUUUUCUUCACGAACCCACUUCAGAUCGGAGGAGCCAGGUGACCGGCCGCUCUGUCUGUCUGUCUGUCGGGACCCAGCAGUGGAUGUUCUUGGGCGCCUUCUUCCCACCGCGGUGAGGCUGGACGGAUAAACUCACCAUGGCGCUGGAACCGGAGGGGAACAAGCUGCAGCUGCAAGACGUUCUGGCGAGACCGGGCAACGAAAAGUGCGCGGACUGCGGCAAUCCAGAACCAGACUGGGCGUCGCUGACUUUGGGUGUGUUUGUUUGCCAGGCCUGCUCGCUCCUUCACCGGAGCAUCCCGCACAUCAGCCGGGUCAAGUCUGUCCAGGAUACGUGGGAUGCCACCGAGGUGGAGUUAAUGGCUGCAAUGGGAAACGGUGCGGCCAAGGCCAAAUAUGAGCAGAAGGUUCCUGCUUUCUACUAUAGACCAACACACACUGACUGCAAGCUGCUGAGAGAGCAGUGGAUCAGAGCCAAGUAUGAAAGGAACGAGUUUGAGUUUAUCGAGAAGCAGGAGCCAUACUCCGCAGGGUACCGAGAGGGGUUUCUAUGGAAACGAGGACGAGACAACGGUCAGUUCCUCAGCAGAAAGUUCGUCCUGUCAGAGAGGGAGGGAGCGCUGAAAUACUUCAACAAACAGGAUGCCAGAGAUCCCAAGGCAGUAAUGAAAAUAGAAACCCUCAACGCCACCUUCCAGCCGGCCAAGAUUGGCAACCCCUGCGGACUGCAGAUCACCUACCUGAAAGACAACAGCACAAGGAACAUCUUUGUUUACCACAAUGAUGCCAAGGAGAUGGUUGACUGGUUCAAUGCUAUCAGAGCGGCCAGGUUCCACUAUCUGCAGGUUGCCUUCCCUGGAGCAAGUGAUGAAGAGCUGGUGCCCAAACUGACCCGAAACUUUAUGAAGGAGGGCUUCAUGGAGAAAACAGGUCCAAAGCACACAGAGGGCUUCAAGAAGAGGUGGUUUACUAUGGAUGACAGGCGGCUCAUGUAUUUCAAAGACCCUUUGGAUGCCUAUGCCCGUGGCGAGGUGUUCAUCGGCAGCAAGGAGAACAGCUACACUGUCCUGGCCGGCUUGCCCCCAUCCACACAGGGCUACCACUGGAACCACGGCAUCACCAUCGUCACGCCAGAGAGGAAGUUCCUCUUUGCCUGUGAGACUGAGGCCGAGCAACAGGACUGGAUAGCCGCUUUCCAGCGAGUCAUCAAUCGACCAAUGAGGCCACAGGAAUAUGCAGUGGAGGCCCAUUUCAAACACAAGCCUUGAAGUCUGCAGGAAACCAGAGCUCAACUGGACCAGCCCAGUCUCAUUCAGAUCAGAGACGGCCCCAGCACGCGACCAACGACCAUGGCGAGAAGAGGUGGGGUGGGUCUUAUGGGUCACAAGGGGUUUUAGAGAUGAGCCAAGAUGAGAAAACACGAAGAA
Archocentrus centrarchus (flier cichlid) is the source of this 1528-nucleotide messenger RNA. Its product is annotated as arf-GAP with dual PH domain-containing protein 1. Gene Ontology annotation, cellular component: intracellular membrane-bounded organelle; plasma membrane; cytoplasm. Gene Ontology annotation, molecular function: phosphatidylinositol-3,4,5-trisphosphate binding; GTPase activator activity; phosphatidylinositol bisphosphate binding. Gene Ontology annotation, biological process: positive regulation of GTPase activity. The transcript is spliced from 11 exons. The record is from RefSeq and is a predicted model, not a curated record. The coding region runs from base 239 to 1369 and encodes 376 amino acids. NCBI's taxonomy places the organism in Eukaryota, Metazoa, Chordata, Actinopteri, Cichliformes, Cichlidae.